Entamoeba dispar SAW760 is the source of this 891-nucleotide messenger RNA. RefSeq lists its product as uncharacterized. The record is from RefSeq and is a predicted model, not a curated record. Lineage: Eukaryota; Evosea; Mastigamoebida; Endamoebidae. Bases 1 to 891 code for a protein of 296 amino acids. The transcript has a single exon.
AUGAAACAGUUAAUACCUCUUGCUAUUUUGUGUUGCAUAAUAUCAUUCUUUGAAACUCAAGACUUUGGGAAUCAAGAAUGUUUCAUAAGGCCAUUUGAUGUUUUUGUUAACGAUAAGUUUGUUGCCCGAUGUGGAUGGGGAAUGGUUGGUUUAUUUGAAAUUAUUCUUGACAGCAUCAUUUUUGUUUCAAUACUUUUUGAUUAUUCCCCUUUUUUUAGACGGUUAAUGUCAUUACUUUUAUUAUCUCAAGUCUUUAUAAAACUUCAUUUUAUUACAGUGGUCAACCAAAAAAAAAAUCUUGUUGUUAUAUAUUUCGUUCUUGGUUCUUUACUUCAUUUUCUUUACGCAAUUUCUUCUUUAAUUUAUUCAAAACCUUCUAGACAAGAAGAGAAAAUAGAAAUACAUUUUCCAAAUGUCAGAAUCCCAGGAAGUUGUAAAAGUAAGCCAAAGGCCAUUACCCCAAAGCCUGAAUGUAAUAAAACUAAGACAAUCAAAAUUUCUACAAAUGCCAAAGAAAGUAUUUCUGCACUUGCCAAACAAAUUGAACAACUCAAUAAAGAAGCUGAAGAAAAACAUCGUUUAAAAAACCACAACACGUAUCAGUCUGAAGUUGUUAUCAAACCUCAACAACAAGAAAAGAAACAAUCACCUGUUAAUCAAAAGGAACAAAUUGAAGAAUUACUAAAUGAAGAAACGACAUUGAUUAAUGUUCCUAAAAGAAGAGUUACAAAGAAAAAAGUUCAUCAAGCUACAAAAGUUUUUGGGAACGUGAAAACACAAAAGGAAACACAGGAAAAUAAAGAAACAAUCAAUUUGGAAAGUAAUAGAACAAAAAUUUCACUUAAUGAAGUUCUACGAGCUAAAGACCAGUUAAAGCCAACAAAAAAAUAA